AUGCCUACCGUUCAAGUAUUAAGAGAUCCAUUGUUGAAAGCUUUGGGAAAACAAUAUACUGAUGACGAGUUUGAUGAUCUCUGUUUCAGAUAUGGUAUUGAAUUGGAUGAAGUUAAUAAGAAUACUUAUGUUAUGUACAAUAUAAAGACUUCAGAAAGAAAGAUCAUUGAAAAGGAAACAGGUGUAGUCGAUAAGAAUGCUUCGGAUGAAGUACUUUAUAAGAUCGAUGUUCCAGCUAACAGAUACGAUUUGUUGUGUAUGGAGGGAUUGGCACGUGCACUCAAGGUCUACGGUCAACAAACACCGAUUCCAAAGUAUUCGAUCACCGCCAAGCCAGCUGUCUACCAAAAGAUGAUCGUCACACCAGAGGUCAAGGCAAUCAGACCAAUCGUAGUCUGUGGUAUCUUGAGAGACAUCACCUUUGACCAACAAACCUACAAGAAUUUCAUUGAUCUCCAAGAGAAACUUCAUCAAAACAUUUGCAAAAAGAGAUCACUUGUUUCAAUUGGUACACAUGAUUUGGAUACUGUUAAAGGACCAUUCUACUACAAGGCAUUGAAGCCAGAGGACAUCAAGUUUGUACCAUUGUCACAAACCAAAGAGUUCAACGCUGUUGAAUUAUUCAAAUUCUAUGAUGAAACUAGCUCACAUCUAAAGAAAUACUUGCAUAUUAUUAAAGAUUCACCAGUAUAUCCAGUGAUCUACGAUUCAAACAACACUUUACUCUCACUUCCACCAAUCAUCAACGGUGAUCACAGCAAGAUCACUCUCAACACCAAGAAUGUAUUCAUUGAAGUCACCGCCACCGACUACACCAAAGCCAACAUCGUAUUGAACAUCAUGUUGACUAUGUUCUCUGAAUAUUGCAAACUUCCAUUCACUAUGGAACAAGUAGAGGUUGUAGAUGUAGAUGGUACUACUAAACUCUUCCCACAAAUCGAUGAAGUCGAAAUCAAAGCAUCUACCUCCUAUAUCAAUAAAUGUAUUGGUGUACAAUUGGAGCCAACCAACAUGAUUGAGAUGUUGAAGCGUAUGUCUCUCGAUUCACAAUUGAGUCAAGACAAACAAACCAUCACUGUUUCCGUUCCAUCCACAAGAAGUGAUAUUAUUCACGAAUGUGAUAUUAUGGAAGAUGUUGCUAUUGGUUAUGGUUUCAAUAAUAUUCCACGUGUUGUACCAAAUACCCCAACCACCGGUAGAAUCCAACCAAUCAACAAACUCUCAGAGUUACUCGCUGCUGAAGUUGCUCAAGCCGGUUUCACUGAGAUUAUGACUUUUGUAUUGUGCUCCAACAAGGACAAUUACUCUUUGAUCAACAGAGACGACGACAACAACAGUGUAAAGAUUGCCAAUUAUCUUCACGAAGAUUUCUCUGAAAUUCGUACAAGUUUAACAAACACUUUGUUAAAGAGUGUUGUCUCAAACAAGGCAUUGCCAUUGCCAUUAAAGUUAUUCGAAGUUGGAGAUAUCUCUAUCAAGGGAUCUACCGGUAACAAGAACUUGGCCGAUCCAAACAACAAUAACAGUGACACUGGAUCCUAUAACAAGCGUAUGUUGGGUGCCAUCUACUGUAAUCACUCUGCCAGAAUCGAGGUUGUUCACGGUAUCCUCGACAAGUUGAUGUUGUCACUCAACAUCAAGCACAUCUCUGAUAAGACUGCAUCUGCCUAUGGAAAGAAAUACCAACUCAAGCCAAACAACGACAAGCUCUUCAUGACCGGUAUGGGUGCCGAUAUUUUAGUUGACGACAAGAAGAUUGGUGUUUUGGGUGUUGUUCAUCCAACCGUAUUGAAGAACUACGGUAUCUCAUACCCAUGUUCAUUACUAGAGUUUGAAGUCAACAUGGAACUCGCUUCAUGUAUUCAAUACCCAAUUCAAAAGAAAUAA
Molecule: messenger RNA, 1887 nt
Organism: Heterostelium album PN500
Lineage: Eukaryota; Evosea; Eumycetozoa; Acytosteliales; Acytosteliaceae
Gene: pheSB
Product: phenylalanine-tRNA ligase
Exons: 8
Coding region: 1-1887 (628 amino acids)
Biological process (GO): phenylalanyl-tRNA aminoacylation
Cellular component (GO): phenylalanine-tRNA ligase complex; cytoplasm
Molecular function (GO): magnesium ion binding; ATP binding; RNA binding
Source: RefSeq, a predicted model, not a curated record